AUCGUGCUGAGGUGGUUGGCAUGAGAAGUGUCUCCAGCCCGCCGGAUCAUUCCCAGCGUCAAGACGAGGAGCAGACAGGUGUUGAAAUUGCAACCAAAGUUCUCGGUAAAAGUAACAGAGUUGGCCAAGCGCCCUUCUAUACUGGUGAUUCACCAGGGUUCGGAGCUGUGUUUGAUAUAUGCUCGCCUUCACAACAGCCUCUCCGAAGGCACAUUCUCCUCGCUUCCAAGACAUCUGUCUCUUUAUCUCCCGAGGAUAGACAAUACUUACAUUAUAAGGGAGUCUUCAGCAUGCCCAAAAGGGAAACUUGGGACGCACUCCUGCGUGCGUACUUCCACCACGUGCAUCCUAUUGUGCCAGUGAUCGACGCUACUACACUUCCAUAUCUCCACGCCAAUGAAGGCAGCCAACAAUGCAAUCUACUACUUCUGUGGAGCAUUUUCUAUGUUGCAGCGAAUGCAAGUAGUAACGGUUUACUUCUCGCCAUGCGAAGCUUCAAUUUGGCUAACAAUAAUAUACAGCAUGUUUCGGCCGAGGUUUGGAGGACAGAGGGCUAUACAUCCAGGAAAGAGAUGAGAGACUCUAUGUACUCCCGUGCAAAGGUUUGCUUUUCGACAUUCAACUUAUAUCUUUGUCAGAGUCAAUCUAAUGGCCCCUUUCAGUGCUUGCACCAUAAUGGUGGUGAAAGAGACCAAACUGUUCUCCUACAAUCGGCACUCCUACUGGGAUUCUACUCCUCAGAAGCCGGUACUUACACACAACCAUGGUUAUGGCUCGGUGUUGCCAUUAGCACUUCCCAAUCAAUGGGUCUGCAUCGUUGCUCUGCUGCAGUAUGCGCUACUUCACCUAUACCAGUACAACAACAGUGUCUUUGGCGACGUCUUUGGUGGAUCUGUUUCUAUAGAGACCGAUGGCUAAGUCUCACAAUGGGGCGUCCGUUAAGAAUCAACAAAAAUGACUGCAAUACUGCGAUGCCAUCAGCAGACGACAUGUUGAGUGAGUUUUCUGCAUUACCUGAAUCCAUUUCGGCGUCAUAUAUCCCGGAGGACCUGUCGCAGCUGGCAGAAUAUUGGGUGACAAUGGUCGAGCUCACCAGGCUUUUGGGAGAUACUCUCACCUUGAGCUAUCAACCAUUUGGGCCUUCCUCAUCUUUCCGGCAGGUUGAAGGGCUUGAGAAAGAGAUCGUGCGCUUUCGACUGCCGGAGACCAAAGUAGUGGCACAUAGUCCGCUUGCAACCUUCUAUCUAUAUCACUUACAGCUUCAUUACCAAGCCUUUCUUAUUACCUUUUACCGCCCCUUCAUCACAAAAUCACCGGAAGGGAUACCUGAAUCCUAUCGAAGCCAAUGGCAAGCUCAUGUUCGCAACCAGAUCGAGAUGGCCGCACUACAGACAAAUGCCGUUCUGGACAUUCUAGUACGUGAGAGACUGCUAGGAUUUUCAGGCCCAAUGACGCCACCUCUUUUAGUCCCAGCAAUGCACGUCCACCUCCUCAACUGCAAAUCUACCGAUCCCCUUUCCCGACAUCUAGGGCUCAUCAAACUAGAGCUGUGCAUGAUAGUCCUGGAACAAAUGCAACACACUCACCCCUCUUCUUCGGUCUUUCGAGGUAUCUUCCUUGAAGCUAUGCGUCACAUUUUCCCAAACUAUGUGGCCCAAUCGACUAUUCCCGGGCCUGCUAUACAGGAAUCCUCUCCACCGCAGGAUGCCUCGGCGGAUGAUUCCGUAGCAGGAAUCACAAUAGGCGAAAAUGCUAUUGAUGCACUAAUGGAUGAGGAGUCGGAGUCAAUCUUCAACUUCUGGGAGUCACUUUUCAGUACGCAAACAUAG
Messenger RNA from Penicillium bovifimosum, 1829 nucleotides. Its product is annotated as fungal specific transcription factor domain-containing protein. Gene Ontology annotation, biological process: DNA-templated transcription. Gene Ontology annotation, molecular function: zinc ion binding; DNA binding. The transcript has 4 exons. NCBI's taxonomy places the organism in Eukaryota, Fungi, Ascomycota, Eurotiomycetes, Eurotiales, Aspergillaceae. The coding region runs from base 21 to 1829 and encodes 602 amino acids. The record is from RefSeq and is a predicted model, not a curated record.